CGAAAUGAUGAGAAGGACCCUCAGAACCGAAGUGGUCGUUUGAUCAGAUUGACCUGACCACGACUUCAGUCGAACACAUCGUACAUGCUCAUAGUCUUGCCAAUCUUGCCACUACCUACUCUUGUCAUGAAGAGUGACAGAAGAUAGACAUAUAAUCCUGAAUCGCGACUUGGGGUGAGCCAUCCGCGGGCUUUCUACACGAUGCAAACUUCAAAGAACGCAUUCGAGCUUUUUCCGGCGGAUCAAUUUGAUGCCUGGGUCGACGGAGUCCGUUCCAAAAUUAUCGAUGGACUAGAGCGCCAACAUCUGCCUGGAGGAUCUCAAGUUCGAGUUCCCGAGCUCUCGAGCAAGGCGCUCGAAGCCAUAGAAGCCGCUCGCCGGGAUGAAGAGCUGACUCGUCAGGCAAUUGCAUCUUCGUCAUCUCUGGCGGAUCAUAUGGAUGUCGUCAAAGACACGGACGCGAUUGUUGAAGUGACCGAAGAGGUGACGACUACCACCGUUGUCACCGAGUAUGAAGACGCAUACAACGGAGGCUACGGGAAUACUACUGGUCUUGAAGAUCCAGCUGAAAAUGUCGGCUCCGAGGUCAACUAUGACGAAGAAGCCAGCGAGACGGGCUACGCAUUCGAACCCAUAGCCAGACCAGAUCUUGCGUUCCAGCAACACGUCAAUGCUUAUCCCGAUAAUCGAGAAUUCUAUGGGGAAGGCCAGGAGGCCGAAGACGAAGAGGCAGAAGAGGAGGAAGGAGAAGAUGAAAUAGGAGACGAGGAUGAGGGUUCGCAAGACAACGAGAUCGACGAUGACGAAGACGACUUCGAAAUUGUGGACGAGGACGAGGAAGGGUCGAACCGCGAUACGAUGGACAACGAACGCGACGAACUGGAGUCCAAUGGCGAUCUUGAAGAAUCGCGGGAACCUCUUGCUGAUGGCGGACGCUCUGAUGACGGACUCGAUGAGGCCGAGGCGCGCUCUGUUGAUGGAGGGUCGCGAUCCGCCGACGAUCGUCUAGCUUCGUUCGGGGAGCUAGAUGAGGAGCGAUCUCAAGCCUCCGCAGGUGAUCUAAUGCCACGAUCAGAAUGGCCCUCCAUAGAAGAUGAGGAGGAUGUAACCACUGAACGCGACAUCGACGAUGUAGGGGAUGCAGCCGACACAAGGGAUGUCGACGUCGAAGCCGAGGAGUCUGAUGCAGGCGGCGAAGACGAGAUCUACUCUGUGCAAGACAGCAGCGAUGAAGAGGCUCGCUCUGAGGUGGAAAAUGAAAGCGGACCAGAUGAGAGUCGAGAACAUCGAGAAGCGGGUACGAGAGUUUCUCAACUCAAAGAUGAACAAGAGGAUGAGGAAGAAGAUGAGGUGUUGGAGUUGGACGAGGAGGACAUGAGUGAAAAGGGUUCGGACCAGGAAGGGUCUAUGGAUGAUGCAGGCAGGGAUGAGGGAAGGUCGAUCGAUGAUGAAGAGGAAAUGCAAUCCCGUUCCUUCGAGCAAGAGGAUCGUGCUCAACGUGAAGGAUUGGCUACAGAUAUUCGUCAGCCGGACUUGCCGCCUACCACCGAAUCAGAUGGUAUUUACCGAGGUACAUUCGAGGUCGACGGGACUGCCCAGGAAGGUGUCAGGGUAGACGAAAAGUAUGCUCUAGAAGAAGACGACAAGGAUUCACAACAGGACCCGGAGUACUCGGCCGAUGAGCGGGAAUCAAUCGAGGACAUCCAAUAUGCUGACGACGACAAUGCCGGAAUUUUCGCUCAGACCGAUCGCUCCCGUCCAUCACGAGACCAUAUACCCUCGACCGAAGAGGUCUAUGCUGAUCAGAUUCAGCUCGAACCUCAAACGAAGGAAGAGAUCGAAGACGAGAUUCGGCAUCACGACAAUAGAGAAAUAUUAGAUGACACGAUCAUGUACCCAGCUGAUCGGGAAGAAUACGAUUUAGACGGAGAGGAUGGCAACCAUCACGUUGACGGAGUUCCCGCUGGUCACGAAGAUGAAGAGGUUGUCGAUGAAACCGACCCCAGAGACAUGGAGAUGGCGGCUUGGAGCAACGAACAACCGGCAGCCUUGGGAUCUCUCCCGACACUCCACAGACGAGACACGGGACAGGUAUCAGAACCUAUGGAACUGGUUCGUGCAGAAGAUUUGGCUGCUCAAGUGCACGAGGAGCCUGACGAGCCAGUGGAGGCAAUGGCAGAUAUUCGGGAACAGCAGUCUCCUAGACCAGACUCCGAUGUGAGGGAAUCAUCGACGGAACUCGUUUCUGAUGCAUCCGAUUCUGGUAUAUCUACCGGGGGCAACGAGUCUGACAACGAGGACAACGAUAUUCAGAUGAUCCCUUCGGACAACGCGGCGGUAAUCACAGAUGAGCUGGAUGAACUUGACGAUACCUCAAUGCCGCCUUCUCGGGCAAUGUCUCCGCUCCGACCUUUGGGACCGGUCGUGCAAGCGAGUCCUUCCCCUGGCAAGAUCAUCGCUCCUACCACAUUCAAGAACGAUGUCGUACCUGGCGAAUGGAAGGAGGGCAUGGCCCUGAAAUUCUCUCAGACCAGACCUUCAGCAUCAUCAGACCCACUUUCUACAGAUGUCCCGGAGACACAAGAGCCCGAGCCCACAGCAAUUCCAGCAGAGGGAUCUGAACAUGGGCAGGAUACAGGAUAUAUGGGCGAUGAUGAAUUGCCGGUACAGCCUGUUGUCGGACGUUUGUCGGAUGAAACGGCAGAUCAGGGCGAUGACUCGAACGCGGUGACUUCUGAUGCCGUUAACCGUGAAAAUGCCAGUAAAGACAGGGAGACGGCAUCGUACGAUGCACCGCUUCAGCCAACCGGGGAAGAGCUUACCGCGACACACGUACUGGAGGAUAAUGAUGAGCCUGCGAUUACUCAGACCUUGAGUGAAAAUGAUGCGCCAAUCAGCUCGUCAGCACAACAACAAUCGAUCGUAGGUCACCCUGCGCUGACAAACGAGAACCUGGCUCAAGUCGCAGCCGGUAACGAACCCACGGCGACUGGCGGGGACCUACUUGACAGUCGCGUUGGGACUGAGGAGGUGUCAACACAGUCGGUAACAGGCAUCAACGAAGAAGCACAAGCUGAGAGUGAAGGACUCUUCGAUGCAACGAAAGAGACGAAGGAACCCAUUUCGGAUCGAGCAGAAGGAGAAACAACAGGACCAGAAUCAGGGGAGACGAGCCGACCAAGUCAAGAGGAGUCACUCACAACUAGUGUCGACGGACCGAUGGACGUUGAACCAGGUUCCUCUGGAGUACAAGAGCUUUCUUUCACCGACCUCAUCCACACUCCCGUUGACAGCCCGCGAAUUGAGGAAGACAUGUUCGACGUUUCGGGAGGCACUGUGCUCGAGUCCACAGAUGGGAUGGAAGUGACAGGACUAGCACCUGAUGAUCCCAUCGAGGUCAACGUUCGGAACCUGCCUUCACCUCCUGCGAGACAGCAGAGCCCUACGCCCGAACCUCAUCUACCGAUUGACAGGGAAGACCCUGCGCUCGCCAUCACGCCGGCCGUUCUGCAAGAACAAGGUUAUGCCCGUGCGAACCACCAGGACCACGUCGCCGAGGUGCUGCAUCAGGCUCAUGACGCACAUCGCCGAGCGUUCGAAGCGGCCAUAGGAGAAAUCGGCGAAGACCCUGCACAAACGUCUGCACCGGCUAUUGUUGAGAUCCUGGAGACUCCGUCUGCCGAGAUCGUGAACAUGAUGCUGGCCAUGCCUCGAGAUGAGCAAGUCCAGGCGGGCAUGCAGGCCUCGGCAGCUCAAUCGGAGUCGGCUAACGCUGAAGAGUCUGUCGAUCCAGGGGUCAACUCGGGCGACGCCUCUCAGCCGAUGAUUGACGAUAUAUUUCACUCUACGGGUCCACAAGCUACUUCGGCGGUCUCGCAUGAUGCGGAACUCGAUCGUGCUGAAACUUCGGAGCCGUCAAGCGCUAGCGCUGCUCAAGCGAGGAUCGACGAGGUCUUCGAACCUGUCGAGGAUAGGAGCGAUGAAUCGGCGAAUCAAGCGAAGGAGGAGGCUGCCGAACCUUUGAUCGAAGAGGGGCACGGAGAGGCGCGUGACGCCAUGAUGGAUCGGGCGUCAUCACCGCAAAGCCAGGUAGUAGACGACGAUGAGCCCUUGUCGCACGAUAAUGAGAACCUUUCCAUCGCAGCGGAGAAGAAUACCGCCUCUGCAGCAACCCUUCAGGCGGAGGAACCCGAAAGGUCAGAAGAGGGGGACGAGCCGAGACGUUCUCCCACCCCUUCCGCACUCGCUCAAAGCACCACUCACGACGAAAUCAUGACGGUUGACCAGCCUCAUUCGGUUGUCCCCAGCCUUGUCGAGUCGGGACCGGCAUCUGUCAUCCCAACCCCUACAAUCGACCAGAGGAACACUCAGCAGAAUGCAUCACCGCCACCGCCGCAGACGCCUCCUACUCGGCCUCGUGAGCUCGAUCUCCGGACUCCGGAGCUGACGCAUCAUCAUCAUGGUCCGGUGAGCACGGCUUCACGAAGCACGUUGCAUGAAUCAGAGAGAAUGUUGCACGCCGAGUCUCCUGCGAGCCAUACUCGUUCUCAGUGCCACUAUCACAAGAUGCGGUUCGACCGUGGUGCCCAUUCGCACACGAUGUUGAUCCCUGGGUGUAGUCUCGGCUCGGCCACCCAGAGGGCUGAAUUGGACGUCGAGGAUCUGGGUAAAGCUUCGAGCGAGGAGAUGAAGAGGAAACAAAGCCUGUUGUUCGGAGAGAAUUUCCUCGGCCACAUGAAGAGCGAGGAAGAGGGAACCUUGCCUAGCGAUCUGGAACAUCGGUUGUCUGUCCUCGUCGGGCGGGAACUCAUCAGAGAGGGACAUAUCUAUAUCCUCCCGCUCGAACAGGGAAUGCCUCAUACGCACGCCGAGGAAGAGGAGGAAGACGGUGGGAUCGCAAGUAGGACGCGGAGGAGGACGUCCCAGACACCCGGGCCGGGUUCGGGACUUGGACUCGUCACCCCGGUCAGGGAGGGGGACAAGAAGCGUAAGCAUAGGGGGUCUUCGGUCGGUCGAACGCUCGUGUCGGCUGGCAAGAAACGAGCAUCCGAGCUUUUGAACGUGCAAGAGGUCAAGGAGUCCGAGGACGAGGUCAAGCGCGACGAACAAGGCGACCAGCGUGAGGAUGCAGGACCUUCGAGCAAGAAACGGAUCGUCGAAGUAGACGGAUCUCCUCAGGCCGUGAACAAGGAAGACGAUCACGAGGACGAAAUAGUUCCCGCCAAGAGGGACCGGGACGAGGAGGAUGGGGACCGGAUGGACGUCGACGAGCGGGUCGAUCAGAGUACGGACCGGCAAGCCCUGGCGCCCGCACGUAAGGGUUGGUUCGGAUGGCUAUGGGGUCGGAAGUAGGAGAUGUAUAUACCAAGCGCACGAAAGGGGCGGUGCGUAGAUGUUUUAGCAGGCUGUGACGAUAAUUCUCUUGACCUGUUGUACCAUUUGGAUGUCUUCGUGUCUUUGAUCUUUGAAGACGUUUCGAAAACCCUAGAGCACGGACGACUGUCCUUUACGAAUGACGAAUGUGGCUUUUCCC
Filobasidium floriforme is the source of this 5533-nucleotide messenger RNA. RefSeq lists its product as uncharacterized. The coding region runs from base 202 to 5352 and encodes 1716 amino acids. The transcript has 4 exons. NCBI's taxonomy places the organism in Eukaryota, Fungi, Basidiomycota, Tremellomycetes, Filobasidiales, Filobasidiaceae. The record is from RefSeq and is a predicted model, not a curated record.